Molecule: messenger RNA, 1716 nt
Organism: Encephalitozoon cuniculi GB-M1
Lineage: Eukaryota; Fungi; Microsporidia; Unikaryonidae
Exons: 1
Coding region: 1-1716 (571 amino acids)
Biological process (GO): regulation of transcription by RNA polymerase II; regulation of DNA-templated transcription elongation; transcription elongation by RNA polymerase II
Cellular component (GO): DSIF complex
Molecular function (GO): mRNA binding
Source: RefSeq, marked provisional
AUGGCAAAGAGAUCUGUAAGCAAGUAUGUGAGUAUGGAAGCAUCUGAGGAAGACUCCGAGCUCAGCUGUGAAGACCUGGACGAGGUGCAGGAAACGGUAGUGCCCCGCAGAGACUGGACUAAACUUACGCAGGAGCUUGAAGAAAAGUACGCGUCUAUUCCUGAAGACGAGGAGAUUGAGGAGGAGACAGUUGAACAUGGAAUCAAGCAAGCAAAUCUUGUCCCGAAGAAUACGUCACCAAGGUUGUUUAUUGUCCGAGUCAAGAGGGGGUCUGAAAGAGAGAUCCUGAUGAGGAUUAUAGAAAACGAUCCUAAAAAUGUAUUUAGCAUAAUCUGUAAGGACGGACUAAAGGGAUAUCUGUAUGUUGAAGCCUUUCAGAAGCAGCAUGUUGUUGAUGCCCUGGAAUCUCUCCGAGGGGUAAGCAGAAGUCGCGUGUCUGUUGUUCCUCAGAAGGAAAUGAUUGAGGCGAUGACAUAUCACGAGCAGAGGAUUUGUGGGGAGUGGGGAAGGAUAAGAAAUGGAAAGUACAAAAAUGAUCUUGCCAAGAUAAUUGAGUCUGACGGAGAAAUGGUAAGGAUCAGAACCAUUCCAAGGAUUGAUGGGGAGAAAAAGCUCUUUAAUCCAGAGAACUUUAAAAGCGGAAGCGUGAUAAAGUCCAGGGGGUACUACAUAUACAAGCGCGACACAUAUGUGGAUGGGUUUUUGGAGAAGGAUGUGCUGAAGAACAGCAUUGAUUUUGAUGUUGAGCCGACCUUUGAAGAGCUUGAGGAGUUCCACCAGGCCUGUCCUAUAUCUGUUGGAGAUAAGGUCAGGGUAACCCGGGGAGAGCUUAUAGGGAUGAAAGGUGUUGUCCGAAGCAUUAGCGGCACGAUUGCGGUGGUAGAGAGCAGAGAUGGAAAGUUUGAAGUCCAAAGCUCUGGACUUGUAAAGCAUUUCGACCUAGGAGAAACUGUGUCUUACAAAGGAGAAAACGGAGUGGUUGUGAAGAUAGAGGGAAAAGAUUGUAUAGUUGCCACAAGAGAUUUCACCGAAGAACUAAAGGUUAGUAUUGACGACCUGAAGGCUCCUGUUACUGUGAAUCUCCAAAACGAAAAAACCAACGAAUUGGAGCGAAAGAAGGUCAGAAGAGAUCCGCUGAUCAACAAAGAAGUCCAGAUACAGUGUGGAGAAUAUAAGGGUCAUGGAGGUGUGGUCAAGGAGGUUGAUAGGAAUAUAUGUAGGAUACAGCUUAACUCCAAUAUGAAGUUUGUAACUGUGGAAAAGAGUCGUAUAGCCGUUCUUGGGCGAGAAGGUCUGAGUAAGCCGUUAAGAUACAGUGAGGCAAUUGGAUCCAAGACGCCGGGGUAUAAGACGCCGGGGUAUAGAACGCCGGGAUACAAAACCCCCAGUGCGUGUGCUCUUGAGGAUCCCGGCAUUGACUGGCUUGAUGAGAAGGACAAUCCAUACAAAGGCACGUUGAUCCAUGCCCUUGGGAAAGAGUUGGCCCUUGAGGAUUAUAGAGACGGCCUAUUCAUGACAAAGGAUAAGGCCUUUUCUGUCUCAGAGAUUUCAUUUGUUCAACCACGGAAGAAUGAUCUCGUCUGUGUACUCGACGGGGAAAAGAAAGGGACAUGUGGAAUUUUAAUAGCAAUUAAUGGAGACUUUGGAGUUAUAAGGUCCACCAAAGGAUCUGUUGUACAUCUUCCCAUGAAUGAUUUGUCGAGAAAAAUUUAUUGA